AUGGCUGCUGAGGACAUGUGCCCAGCGGGACCACAGCCCACGUUGUCAUUUACGCAAGGGCUCAUCGUCGGACAGAUAUCCGUCGUCCUGCUCAUAGCCGCCUUCAUCAAGUUCUUCAUCUUCGGCGAAGCUCCUUCUCCUGAUGUCACAGCCCAGGCACGAGCGACUGAGCGACGGUCGCGCACUUUGGCCCACAAGCACUCCCUGCUCACUCUGCGAACUGAAAACGAAAACGCACCUCAGCGCACUCUGAACAAGAAGAAGUCGAGCAUAUUACGCAACCCGCCUACUCUGACCAUUGGCUCCAUCUUGAACAAGACUUACUACAACGUGGACAGCCACCAGCCCGAAUCUCUCGACUGGUUCAAUGUCCUGAUUGCGCAGACCAUUGCCCAGUUCCGGAGUGAUGCGCAACACGACGAUGCCAUCCUCACCUCGCUCACCAAGGCCUUGAAUGGCACGAGCAGGCCCGACUUCCUCGACGAGAUUAAGGUCACCGAGCUGACCCUCGGCGAGGACUUCCCCAUCCUGAGCAACUGCCGCAUCAUCCCAGUGGACGAAGAUGGGGAGAGCAUGGAUUCGGGACCCGGUCUCGGGAAGCGAUUCGAUGCCAACAGCUCCAGAGCCACAAGGGAAGGAGCCAGACUGCAGGCACGUAUGGAUGUAGACUUGAGCGACAUGAUCACUCUAGCCUUGGAGACCAAGAUUCUCCUCAACUACCCUAAGCGCCUCACUGCUGUUCUACCGGUGGCACUGGCAGUCAGCGUGGUCCGCUUCAGCGGUACCUUGUGCAUAUCGUUUAUUCCGAGCAAUCCUUCUAAAUCCACCCCUACCAUGAUGGCCUUCAACUUUCUGGAUGACUACAGAUUGGACCUAUCCAUACGGAGCUUGGUCGGCAGCCGGUCGAGGUUGCAGGAUGUCCCCAAGAUCGCCCAGCUUAUCGAACAUCGUCUGCAUAAGUGGUUCGAUGACCGGUGUGUUGAGCCUAGGUUCCAGGAGAUUGCCCUACCAAGCUUGUGGCCACGCAAGAAGAACACGCGAGGCGCUGAUGAUGUGCUUGACAACAACAUGGCCAGCAUCGGCAAGGGCAAGGGCCGCGAAGUUGCACGAGACCUCAGAGAGGAAGCUAGGAAGGAAGUCGAAUCGGGUAUUAGACCAGACUUGGGACCCGAAUCCAGCAGCCUACGAUACAGAAGGAGAAGCCGUCUCAACAGCACAGGACAAUCUAGCAUGCCCGGAAGCCUACCAGGUAUGACAUUAGAUCUACAGCAUUAG
Molecule: messenger RNA, 1275 nt
Organism: Truncatella angustata
Lineage: Eukaryota; Fungi; Ascomycota; Sordariomycetes; Amphisphaeriales; Sporocadaceae
Exons: 2
Coding region: 1-1275 (424 amino acids)
Biological process (GO): phospholipid transport; mitochondrion organization
Cellular component (GO): ERMES complex; endoplasmic reticulum
Molecular function (GO): lipid binding
Source: RefSeq, a predicted model, not a curated record